AUGUCAUCUCAAUUAUCAGAAACUCACCGUGAAAAUGCAGAGGUUUUCACCGACCCAACGAUCUGCAAACAGAAAUCUCUACAACUUCUCGAACAAAUCAAUAUGCCAAAAGGGCUUCUCCCAUUGGAUGAUCUAGUCGAAAUAGGGCACAAUAAACAAACCGGAUUCGUAUGGCUGAAACAGAAGAAGGCAAAAGAAAAUCGGUUUAAGAAAAUCGGAAAACUUGUCUGGUACGAUACUGAGGUCACCGGAUUCCUUGAAGAUCGCCGGAUGAAGAAACUCACCGGCGUUAAAAGUAAGGAACUGUUGAUCUGGAUAACAAUUUCUGAUAUUUCUAUUCACGACUCUGAUUUACAGAAAAUUACGUUUGCUACCCCUUCUGGAAUUUCUAAGGCUUUUCCGGUGUCUGCGUUCGAAGAAUAA
Messenger RNA from Solanum verrucosum, 423 nucleotides. RefSeq lists its product as uncharacterized. Lineage: Eukaryota; Viridiplantae; Streptophyta; Magnoliopsida; Solanales; Solanaceae. The record is from RefSeq and is a predicted model, not a curated record. The transcript has a single exon. The coding region runs from base 1 to 423 and encodes 140 amino acids.